ACACAGCUGAUUAAAAGUUGAUCAAGGAUAAUCAUAUUCUACUUAAAGCUACGUAGAUCCAAUUAGAAGGUCCGUCCGUCCGUCCGUCCGUCUUAAUGUCUUAUAAAUGCAGAAAAGAUUACUGACUCCUGACUCCUCCUCCUCCCCUUCUCUCUAUCUCUCUCUUCUUCUUUCAAUUAUUCUCUCUAUACUGGCUACCUCGUGCAGCGAUCAUUGUUAGGUUUUAUUAAGCGGUGGUGGUGGUGAUUUUCAACCUCAUUUACAUUCGUCGUACGCUUCCCUAUCCCACUAUCCCCUUCCCUAUUUUAUGUACUGUCCUCUUAUUAUUAAUAUUCACACCUUAAUUUGAUGUUGGAGAACAUCACUUCACUACUAAUAAAUUACUACACCUAGCUACAUUCCUACUGUUUUGUCAAUAAUUUACUUUCUCUUCACUCUUAUCCCUGUCAAUCCAACCCCCCAAUGUAGCAGAAACAACAACAAUAAACAUUUAUCUCAUUCUCACCAUCCUCAUCAUCAGCUUAAUUAGCUUAUCUGGAGAAGAAGAGACAAGUACUCAAAUCCAUAACUCUCCUUUCUUCUUCUUCUUUUUCAUACCUAAAACCAAGUUAGACAAACAAAAGAAGAUUAGUGAUGAUGCAUCUUGACUCCAUGGUAUCCUUAACUUUGUCCCUCAACCUCAUUCUCAUCCUUGUCAUUUUCUCUUUGACAUCCAAAUGUACUUCAGGAGCAACAUUUACAUUCAUAAACAACUGUGACUACACAGUUUGGCCAGGGAUACUAUCAAACUCAGGCAGCCCUAAGCUUGGAACCACAGGUUUUCAACUACCACAGAGCAAUUCGGUCUCCUUCCAAGCUCCAGCAGGUUGGUCAGGUCGAUUCUGGGGUAGAACCGGUUGCACAUUCGAUUCAUCUGGUAAAGGUAGAUGUUCAACAGCUGAUUGUGGAUCGGGUACAAUAGAAUGUAAUGGAGCUGGAGCAACACCACCAGCAACACUAGCUGAAUUCACAUUAGGUAUAGGCAGUCAAGAUUUCUACGACGUUAGUCUCGUUGAUGGAUAUAACUUGGCCAUGAUUGUUGAAGGUACGGGUCAAUCGGGAAGUACAUGUGUUACAACUGGGUGUGUUACUGAUUUGAAUCGGCAAUGUCCAACUGAGUUGAAAGUUGGAAAUGGUGAUGCUUGUAGAAGUGCUUGCGAAGCGUUUCGUACGCCGGAGUAUUGUUGUAGUGGAGAUUUCAGUACACCUAAUACGUGUCGGCCAUCUGUUUACUCUAAGAUAUUUAAAUCGGCUUGCCCAAGAUCGUAUAGUUAUGCGUAUGAUGAUGCUACCAGUACGUUCACCUGUACCGGAGCUGAUUAUACGAUUACGUUCUGUCCUUCUUACUCAAAUAGUCAGAAGGCUUCAAAAGAGACGACACCGGUUACCGCACCACCAGCUACAAUAGCAAUGACACCACCUGCUACCGGAACAACAGUAGACGGGUCAAUUCCCGGAUACGCUUACGGGUCGGGUGAUGGGUCAACAACAAAUUCAGGGUAUUCAAACACCAAUCCGGGGUAUUCAAAUACAAAUGCAGGGUAUGGAACGGGUACAGAAUCUGGAACCGGGUCGAGUACUGAUUCAGGAUCAGGAGGAGGAGCAAUGUUGGCUGAUGCAUCAUGGUUAGCAGGUUUAGCUGUUGGAGAUUCAACAAGAAUCUUUCCUUGGAUUACAUCAUCUGUUGUUGGUGCGACCACCAUUUUUGUCCUGUCCUCUUUCUACUUGUAAUCUGUCUAAGCAGCAGCAGGGAUGGACCAGUUUUGAUGUGGAUAAUAUGUUUAAAAUGGGCACUGUUAGAGACAGAUUGUAAACCACUCAAACCCCCAAAGAUUCUCCUCCUGCCUACGUAUAUUUUUAAUGUUUAGCUAGAAUUAAUGCAUGUAUACUUUUUUAUUUUAAUUUGUAAAUAUGGGUUUAGCAUAAAUUAGUAGGAGCAUAUCAGUUUUCUAGUUUGAUUAGAUUAUUUACUACUUUUGAGAGUAAAAGGUGAUAAAUUUGCUUUUGGACU
Messenger RNA from Papaver somniferum (opium poppy), 2050 nucleotides. Its product is annotated as thaumatin-like protein 1. The record is from RefSeq and is a predicted model, not a curated record. Bases 634 to 1770 code for a protein of 378 amino acids. The transcript is spliced from 3 exons. Gene Ontology annotation, cellular component: extracellular region. NCBI's taxonomy places the organism in Eukaryota, Viridiplantae, Streptophyta, Magnoliopsida, Ranunculales, Papaveraceae. Gene Ontology annotation, biological process: defense response.